CCUAAAACUAUGUGGAAAUGGAGCAGUGUUGAUGAUUCAGUCCCUAAAUCUGGAGUUCAUGGCACUUCUCAAGCAACAACCAUGUCAGCAGCUGAUUUAACUGAACAGCUGUCCCAGACUGAACAACUGGUAAUACAACUCAAAGAACUUGUCAAGGAAAAGGAGAAUGAGUUACAUAAUAAGGAGCAACAGUUAAAGGAGGAAAAAGAAGCUUCUGAAGCUAGGAUUUCCAAAUUAAAGCUGCAAAACAAAGCCAAAGUAACAUCUUUAACUUCACAAUUAGAUGAACUUAAAAAGCAGUUGUCCGGUGCUGGAAAAAAAGAAGGAAAACCUGAGCAAAAGAAAAGCUCAAGAGAUGGUGAUCAGGAUAAUGCUGCUGCAAGUCGUGGAAAAAUAUUGGUACUUAAAAAGAAAAUUGAGGAACUAGAGACACAGAAUGUCCAAAGAAAUGAAGAGCUUCAGCGAAAGGUUGCUGAAUUGGAUGCUGCACAUCAGCGGGGGGCUGAAAUGGAUGCCAUGCUUGCUGAGAAGCAAAAAAAGCUGGAUGAAAAAGAAGCCUAUAUAAUUGAUUUACAAUUAGCCUGUGGAUCAACAAACGAUGCCAAAGAAGUGCUGGUACAUAAUUGUGAAUUAAAGAAUCAGCUUUCCACAAAGGAGGCUUCAUUACAGAGUAUGCAAAUCCUAGUUCAGAACCUAACGAAGAAAGUUGGAGACAGUGAAGAAAGAUGUAGCCUCCUUGAGGAACAAAUUGAAAACCAUAAAAGCCUUCAGAGUAAAGAGAGAGAGCAUUUCCAGGAAAGAGAAGCCAUGUAUACACAAAAUAUUCGUAUGUUUCAGAAUAUUAUACAGGAAAAGGAAAAAGAGCUGAUGGGACUGGUGCAGAAACAUGAGCAAGAACUGUUUAAGAUGGCUGCCAAAUCUGAUGCUAGUGCUGAUCUAGAACAGUUAUUGAAAGCUUUGAAACAGAAGCUACAUGAAAAGGAGGAAGUCAUGCUAGGAAGGACACAAGUUAUAGUUAUGUUGCAACAAGAACUGGAUGCUAAAGACCAGCAGCUCAAAGAAAUUAAUGAACACCUAAACCGUCUUCAGUCAGAGAAAGAUAACCUCCAGUCCAAAUUGAAUGCUGAAAAGCAUGUCAUGCGAGCUCAGCUGAGAGAUAUGAUGAAGAAACAUGAGAAUGAAAUGAAAGAAGUUAGGGAGAGUCGCAAUGCUGAGAUCCAAGAGCUCCAAGAAAAACAUGAAACUGAACUGCAGGAAAAAGACCAAAUCCUGUUUCAACUUCAGAAACAAUUGGAUAAAUUAAGUUCCAGUGGACAGAAUAAUUUGGAGCAAGCUGUUGAUAUCGAUGCUGUAAUGAAACUAAAGCUGGAACAGCUUGAAGCUCAAGCAAAACUGAAAACAGAAGAGGCCAGCAAAUCUGAAGCAAGGUUCCUUAAGAUGAAAGCUUGGUCCAAAUCCAGAAUCAGACAGCUUGAAGAUGAGCUUAAAAAUGUUACAUCAGUGAAUAAUAACGUAACUGCGUUACAUGACCGGAUUUCAGAAUUAGAACAGGAAAAGGAAGAUCUACAGUCAACACUGCAGACAUUUACUGAACUUAAAACUCAAAAUGAAGAAUUGCUGGCUAAGCUAGAAGUUUAUGAGGAGCAGCAGCGAAAAUUGCAAGCAGAUCUUGAACAAGUUACGAAGAGGGCAGCUUCACAGCCUAGUGAAUCGGGCAGUGUGGAUGAACUACAGAGUCGGCUUUUGGAAUGGCAAGAAAUUGUAACUGAAUCUGAGGACAUACACAAUCAAAUUAGAGAGGAAAAAUCUGCAAUGGCUCUAAGAAUGGCACAAAUUGAAGAAGAAAGAGAAGAACUGAUUGAGGAUGACUGGUUCUUUCCUGGCUGCUCUGAUCCAGCCAUAGUCUCAGGGCAGCAGGAGCUGGAGGAGGAACUGGCUACAGGUCAAGGGAUUGGCAGAAUACAGCCGGAGAGAAGAAAGAUUUCCCAGUCCAGCAGGAAACUCCAGGAAGAUUAUGGCUUCGAUGGAAAGCAGGGCUUCGAAGAGCUGAAUGUAACUUUGGAUAGCACUGAUUCAACUGAAGGAGAGAACAUGGGAGGUUGGUGGCCAGAGUACACUUCUCCUAGCACAGGUUUACGGACCGUAGUGGAAGAGUUAGAAUUGGAAAGAAAUCAGUUGCAAGAACAAAUUCUCUUUUUGGAGGAACGCUGUCGGGACUUGGAAGAUCGACUGCAGCUCCAAGGCAGAAUGGAAGCUCUACAGGUGGCAUUUGGUGUAGAGGAAGAAGGGCAGCUAUUGAGGGCUGUACAGAAUGAGAAUGAUCGUUUGCAGUCCCAGCUUAUGCAGCUGCGUAACCAACAUGCACGUGAUGCAGAGAAACAUCAAGCUCUUGUUUCCAGUUUGAAUGAACAACUUAAAGGACUGAAUGAAAGAAAUGGUUUGCUUGAAACUUGGCUUGGGGAAAAGGAUCAAAAGAUUUCAAGUACAACAGAAAAGCUAGAACAGAUAGAAUAUAUGAGAAGCUCACUUCAAGAGAGAGACCUUCUAAAUAAAGAACUGGGUGAAAAGCUUUUGCAGACUGAACAGAAGCUGGAUGAUGCCUUGAAGAAGUGCAGUGCUUAUGGCCUGGAAUGUACAGAACAAAAAGCCACAAUCAGUGAUCUAACAGAAAAAGUGGCUGUCUUUAAAGAAAAGAUUAUGAAGCAGGAUUCUGCAGUAGAACUAAUGCGACUAGACCUUGAACAGACAAAUGAAGAACUUGACAGAUUAAACACAACUCACUUAGAAGAGAGAUCUCAACUUAUUCAGGACCUCCAGAGACGGGAAAGAGAAAUUGACAACCUCAAAGAAGUUCUAGCUGAAAAAGACAAAGAAAUUUCUGCUCUUUCUUCCAGUAUGACUGAGUAUUCUGAACAGAUUAACGUUCUGAAAUGUCAGAUCAAGUGCAAAGAGGAUGAAAUAAGAGAUAUGGAAGAAGCUCUGUCCAGGGCUGAAAGAGAAGCACAGUUGCUGAAAGAUGUACAAACUGCUGAUGUGAAGGAUGCAAGCACAAAGAUUUCAGGACUUUCUGAUCAGCUAAGUACAAUGGAAUCAGAGUUGGCAAAUGUGAAAGUUGAAAAUGAAGCCAAAACCAAAGAAAAUGAAGAAUUGGUUAGGCAAAUCAAAGAGUCCAGCAAAACAAUAAAAGAACUUAAUUUGGAAAUCAAGGCCCAUGAUAUUACUUAUACCAACAAGCUCACGGAGUGCGAGUCACAAAUUAAUUUGCUUAAAGAACAAAUAAGUAAAUUAACCGAGAAGUUACAUGAAACAGAGAGAAAAUAUAAGGAGGAAAUGGAGCAUCUCAAAUCCCAGCUUGAUGAACAUAUCUCUGCUAAGGAAAAAUUGAAUACCUUGCUUAAAGAGAGAGAGAGCAAAGAACAAAGUUUUGAGAAUGAACUGAAAUCAGUGAAAGAUUUGUACAAUCAACUAACUUUAGAAAAGGCUAAAAAAGAUGAAGAGUUAUCUAACUUAUCCAGGCAGCUUGCUGAACAUACCGAGCAUCUAGAAAUUGCCAAAAAGUCUUUACAGGAAAAAAAAGAGAUAAUAAUUUCAUUAAAGGAUAAGCUUAAAACUGUAGAGCAGCAGAGUGAGAAGGAAAAAUUCAAGUUAGUUGAGGAGCUGGGUAAUAAGGAAGAGAAGUUAACAGAAGUUAAUAGUAAGCUGCAUGAGAAAUGUGAAAUAAUUAGUAGGAUGGAAACAGAAAGACAAACUAGCAUUCUGACUAACAGCCAGUUGCAGACAGCUCUUGAGCAAAAGGAAAAAGAUUUUGUGGGUCAGCUUAAAGCUAUUGAAGAUCUCAGCAGUGAGGUGCAUAUCAUGGAGAGGGAGAAGCAGCAGUUAAUCAGUGAGAAUGAGAGUUUAUCUAAAUUACUGGAUGUGAAAGAAUGCGAACUGUUGAAGCGUGCUCAGUCUAUGGCUGAAAUGGAGAGUAAGAUGUCUGCCACUGCCACUGAGCACCAAAAAAUACUUUCAGAAAUAGAUCAUGAUAAAGAGACACUAAGAAACAAGGUUGAAGAACUUUCAAGCCUUGUGAAACAAAAAGAAAAUUCAGUCACAGACCAGUUACUGGAGAAACAAAAGGAGUGUGAUGUGUUAGCUGAUCAGCUUUCUAAAAGCAGAGAGCUGAUGGAGCUGUUACGUAAAGAAAUGCAGUCUUUUAGCAUUCAGCUGCAAGAUGCUAGAAACAGAGUGCUGGAAAAAGAAGGACUGCUGAGCCAGAAAGAGUCAGAGAAUAAUGCAAUGGCUCAACAGCUUAGUCAGGAGGAAGAAAAAGUAUCAUCACUACAGAAAAAGGUUCAGAACAUAGAAAUGGAGCUUGGGGUAAAAAGCAAAUCUCUAGAUGAAAAAAACAGGGAUAAUGAUACUUUACUUAAACAAUUAAAAGAAAAACAACUUGGUAUGGUAGAAUUAGAGAGAGAGGUAGAAAGACUUCGAGGUGAAGGCACCCAGUUGUAUCAUCAGCUUGAAGAAAAAGACUUUGUUGUGUUAUCUCAAAGACUAGAGCUUGAGGAAAUUCAGAGGCAGCUUGCCAAGAAAAUGGAAGAGUGUACAGCAUUAAGUGAUCAGAUAGUGCUAUUAGUCAAAGAAGUAGAUGUUUUGAAGUGUGAAAAGGACAAUGCUUUGGCUAUUUGCAGUGCAAAAUCAAGUGAGUGUGAUGUUUUCCAGCAUCAGUUAACACAACAUCAAAGUGAAAUUGUGUCUACAAAACAUGAAGCUCACAUGUUGAAAUUAGAAAAUGAAAAGCUGAAAGUGGAUAUUGAAACAAUAAAUGCUACAUUGGUGAAAAAGUGUGAGGGUGUAGUUCCCCUGAAUGCACAGUUGUCUCAGCAUAGUCACAGUGCUUUAGCUUUUACAGACCAAAUUGAUACCUUAAUCAGUGAAAUAAAAACUUUAAAAGACAAUUUUCAUGCUAACGAGACCCUCCUUUCCCAAAAGGAAUCUAUGAUUCAGCAAAUGAAAGAAAAUAAAGAUGUACGCAAAAAGAAGCAUUUGCAAAUGGUUUCAGAUUUGCAAAGCCAAGUACAGACUUUAGAUUGUGAGGUUGAUACACUUAGGCAAGAAGUGCAAGAAAAAGAAAAUGAAUUGAAAAAGCAAACCCAAGAGCUAAAAUUGCUUAAAAAUAAAUGUGAGGAAUCUGAUUUGCUUAGAGUUCAACUGUCUGAGAAUAUGGAAAUAAUUUCUGACCUUCAGAGUCAGAUUGAAAAUAUGACCAAAAAGUCUGAAGAGUUAAGUAAGUCAAUUACAAAGAAAGAUAACAUUUUAAAAGAAAAGGAGAAGGAAUGUGUUAAUUUGCAAGCCUGUAUUUCUGAGUCUUCCUCUGUGCAGCAGAAACAUGUACAGUCAUUGAUCACAGAAGCAGAACAGUUAAGAGCAGUCGUUUUUGAGAAGGAAUCGGUGGUGAAUGAUAGUUUAUUGCUUAAUAAUAAAUUGAAGGUUGAACUUCAAGACAAAGAAACUGAAUGUGAGAUGUCGAGGAAGCAAGUUAGAGUAUUGGAAGAAUCAAAUUUGAAUCUAAAAAAAGAACUAAGUGAUCAGACACAUGUCAUAAACAAUAUUAAACAGGCCCUAUCAGAAAAAGAAGUUUCUCUUUUGGAUAAUGCCUGUCUUGUGGAAAAAUUAAGAGAAGAACUAAAAGCAAAUGAAGAAAGAUUACAGCUAAUUUCUCAGCUUUAUGGUCAAAUAAAUGAAAUGACCCAAGAAAUCCAAAAGUCAAAAGAACUAGUACAGGAAAAAGAGAGUGCUUUCUUGUCACUCCAGGAUAAAUUUGCUGCUCAGUAUGAACAAAGAAAUGAACUCAGUGCUACUUUGAGUAAAAAGGAGGAAUUAAUUUCUGAAUUGCUUCAUUCGUUAGAUCAGAAAGAUUUGAGUGUGCAACAAGCAGAAAGCAAUGUUCAGAGUCUUACUAACGAGAUCGAGAAACUUAGAGAAGAGCUAGGAAAGAACUCUGUUACACUUAAAAAACGUUUGCAAGAAAAGGAUGAAAAUAUUGCCAUUAGUCAAAAGAAACUUGACUCUUUGUCAGCUGAACUGGAAUCUGUCAAAUCAGAGUACCAGAAAACAUUGGAACAAGUUGAACUGUGGCAGCAGAAUGUUCAACUCAGAGAGAGGGAGCUACAGGUUUUGCAGGAAAAAUGCACCCAGCAGGCUACGCAUAUUGAAUACUUAAAUUCUGAGCUCAGUGUGGUAAAUUCUAAAUCUCAAGAAUGCCAUGACUAUAUACUUUUAACAGAUAAGCUUGAAAAACAGGUAGAGUCUUUAAGGAAGGAGAAAACUAUUUUACAGAAGAACUUUGAUAAGUUAAGCGUGGAAAACAAACAAUUGGUAAACAUCCAGAACCAAUUACAGCAGAAAGCAAAAGAACUAGAAGAACUUUGUGAAAAAUUCAAAAGCAGUGAGAAUGAAUCACGAAUGCAUCUACAUGCCAUCACUUUGCAGUUGGAGAAUGAGCGAGAGCAGUUGCAAAUGAAGGUUAGUGUAAAGGGUGAAGAAGUUGAUGAAUUAAAGCUUAAGGUUCAAAAGCUAGAACAAAAUCUCCUUGAGUCAGAAAACAAAUGGGUUACAGAACUUGGUAGGGCAACACAACAAGAUGAAAUUAAUCUUAUGCAACUGAGCAAUUCAGAAAGGGAACUGAAAUCCAAAGAUGCUCAGAUCCAGUCUUUGCAACAAGAACAGGACAUGGUUAAAAAAGAACUUACCAGGUACUUGUGUGCAUUAUCACAUAGUAGGUAUUUCAUCAAAGAAAGUGAUAGUGAAGCUGGUCAGCAAGUAACUGAAAGUAAGACUAUAUUGGAAAAAUUAUCUACCCUGAUAGAUGAUAUUCUUAACAAAGAAGCUGAAACAAUGGCACUACAGCAAGCCCUUCUAGACAGAGAGAGAGAGAUACAGCACUUGCAUAAUCAGCUAGAAAGUAUGCAGUCCCUGAGGGAGGAGAACAAGCAGAUACAGAAUCACUUGGAGAUGGUUAGAGAUACUGACCAAUCAAAGCUGGAAUGUUUAUCAAAUGAACUGAGUAAUGCUAAGGAGGCAUUAUAUAAGCAACAGUCUCUUUGUGAAGAAAGGAACAUUGCAUUAACAGAGAUGAAGAAAAGGGUUAGUGUUCUCCAAGAAAAGUGUGAUAAAUUAGAAAAAGAAUGUGAAAACAAUCGCACAAUAUCAAAUGCACAAUGUCAAAAAGAAGAAAAACUUUCAGAAGAACUACAGUACAAAAGCCAGAUGGUAGAAAAUUUAAUUUCUCAAACUAACCAACAGAAGGAUUUAAUUUCUACUCUAAGCCAGCAACUGAAAGAAAAGGAUUGUGCAGUUACUCAAGUCAUGGAAUCUUUAUCUAAUGAGAUGGUAAAAUUUUCUGAAGAAAAAAAUGUGCUUACUGUCAAACUACAGCAACUAGAAGCUAUUCAAACCAGCAUGACAGAAGAGGCAAACUUAUUAUCACAACAAGUAGAACAAUAUGAAAAAGAACGUGAUCUUGGUCAAAUUAUAUUAACUGACAAGGAAGGUACAAUUAAAGACUUACUGGAUGAGAAGGCACAAAUAAAUGUUACUUUGGAAAAAUUAAGUCAGGAAAAAGAUAAUCUGAAAAAGAAGCUUCAGGCAGCUUUGAUAAUAAGAAAGGAUUUAAUGCAGAAAAUAGAGAUUCUUGAAAAAACUAAUCAGGAAUCUACAGAAAGAGAGUGUAAGAAAACACAAGACUUAUUGGAGCAGAUUCAUGAAUUAACAAAGCAGGUUAAAAGUGCUGAAGCUCUCAACAGAAAUAUUGAAUCCCAGCUUGUAGAGCUGAAGGAGCAAUUGUUAGAAAAAGAUGCCAAAAUAUGUGACAUAAGUGAAAUGUUAUCCACAAAGACAGUAUACAUGGAGGAAUUACAGAAGAAUGUUACAGAAUUAAAAGUUGCCCUUGCUGAGCAAAAUAUCAUGUUUGAUAAGAAUUUAAUAUGUCUGCAGGAGAAAGAUUGUCUUCUUCAGCAAAAACAGUCUGAGCUCACUGAAAGAGAAAGAGGUUAUAGAGAGGAAUGUUCUCAGCUUUUCUUAACCAUAGAAAAUCUCAAAGCUGAUAUAGCAAAGAAGGAAGAAGCAUUUAAGCAAAUGAAUGGGUCAGAAGAUACAUUAAAUGCUGGAGGCUCUUGCAAUAACAGUACACAUCUCCUUAGUGAAAUAAAUCACUUGCAGAAAGAAAAGGAAACCUUGCAAAAGAAAGUUCAGGCACUGCUUGUGGCCCGUAAAGAAAGUACUAAAAAUAUUCAAAAACUAAAGGAGGAACGUGAUGCACUAUUAGCAAAUGUUGAUGAAAUAACAAAAGACUUUGAAAUCAUACAAACAGAAUAUAAAGCACUCCAGGUAGUUUAUCAGAAAAAGUGUGAGGAAUUUGAUUCAAAUCUGUUGCUUUUAUGCUCUCUUCAGAAAACAUUGGAGUCUUCUGAAGCUCUGCAUCACAGUGAAAAUAUUCCAAAGAAUGCCAUGGAGCCAGAGAAGCUAAAUGAAAAGGGUCAUGCUAUGAAAGAAGAAUCAGAGAAUAUGAUAAGUAAAAUGGUGGUCAGAGAGGAGGAUGAGAUGGUGAAAUGUCAUAAUAACUGCAUGAAACUAAUGAAGGAAAAAGAAAAGUUUCAAGAAGAAUUAAAAGAGAAGUCAUUUGAACUUAAUAGAAAGGAACAAGAGGCAGCAAAACUGAAAAUCUCUGUUGAACAACUGGAACAGCAAUAUAAGAAAGACAAAGACAAUAUGCUGCUUGAGAGAAGUCAGCUUCAGCAACAAUUGGAAAUAUAUAAAAAUGAACUGAUAGAUGUUAAGGCUAUGAUUAACAGUGUAAAUAAUGAAAAAAAUAUUCUUCUUAAGAAAACAGAAGAAGAUCAUCUGUUCACUCUGGAAGAAAUUGAAAACAUGAAGCAUGAUAUUCAACAAGCCAACGCACAGAUGUUAGAAAAAGAUGACGAGAUUAGGAAUUUAAAUAAUUCCCUUAAGGAUCUCAAAGGCAAGCUUGAUCAUGGAAAGGAAAUAAUGAAAGAAGUUUCACAGUUGCAACAAAGUUUAGAUGAUAGUCGAGAAGAAGCAGCACAUUUCAAAAUAGCCUUUGGAAAAAUGAGGCAAGAGAAAGACGAGUUCAUAAACAGUCUUCAAAUGUCAAAUGCAGAUUUACUCAAUAUAAAAGAGGAGCUAAGACACGCCAGUGAGGAAAACAAGGAACUACUGAAAGAGCUAAACAUGCUACGUGAGAAGGUUUUACCAGUAUCUAAUUCGGGCAAAAAGUUGGCAGUAUAUGUAAAAGACAGUGAAGAGAAUUCUGGUUUGUGGCUGUGUUCAGAUAAUGUAUUACAGAGCAGUGUUCGAGACACAGAGGGUGUCACUCCAUUGUUAGAUGUCUCUCCUAUAGAAAAAGAAUCACUAGAUGCCACUUGUACUGGAAGAAUGACUUUAAGAGAAAGGACAGAUCAAGCACCAGCAACAAUGACUCUUGCACAGGUGGGGAAGAAAGAAGACAGAGGACAGAAAGAUGAUGCGGAAGAAAAGAGUAAGGAACGACUUCAAAGGAAGCUCCAAGCGGCUUUAAUAUCACGUAAAGAAGCUCUGAAAGAAAACAAAAUUCUAAAAGAGAAAAUGGAAUCACUAAUACAGGAAAACAAAGAACUGGUUGGAAAGGCCCAAGACCUUGGACUUCUGGUAUCUCAGCUAAACAGAGAACAACAACAACAGACUCCUACAUUGUAUAAAGAGGAGACACUCAUGACCGAAAAUGCUAGGUUGUUAAUUGAAAAUGAAAACUUAACUGCUGCAUGUGAAAGUCUAAAAUCUACUAUGGAAACAAUAGUUCAAGAGAAGGAAGCAUUUUCUUUUCAGCUGAAUUCCUUAAAAGAUUCUCAGACAGUUGAAUUAACAAGUUGGAAAGCUAAACACAGUGAAUUAAAGCAGGAGUAUGAGUCACUGCUUCAGGCCUAUGAAAAUAUUAGUAGUAAAAUAGCAGAAAUGAGGCACAUUAUUGAUGUCACUAGAAAAGAAAAGCAGGAUGUGCUCCACAGGGUGAAAGAGAGAGAAGUCGAGAAAGAGGAAGUUGAGAAGCUGCUUCAAAAAGCAACUGAUGAAAACAUACAUGUGAAAGAACAGCUAAAGCAGUUAGCAGAAUCUAAACAGAAGGAAAUCAAGGAGUUGCAGAUUGAAGCAGAAAAGCAGGCUUCUGAGCACAAUUUGUGCUUGGAGGAAUAUCAGAAAAAUAUUGACCAAUCUGUGCUUCAGAUCAAACAACUAACAGAGGAAAAUAAGCAAUUAAGAGACCUUUCUGAGACCUUAACACAGAGCCUAGAGAAAAAUCAAAAGGAAAGUGAGGUCCUUUCUAAAGAUUUCACUGUAACAAAAUCUGCUUUGAGGGACCUCCAAGCACAGUUGGAAUUGGCCAAGCUUGAUGCAGAGUCUAAGAUCAAUGAUUAUCUUAAUGAGAGGGAGUCAUUAUUAAAUCACAUUAAUUUGUUAAAUGAAGGGAUCUCAGAAAAGGAGAAAGCUGUACUGACCUUAAAGCAAGAGAAUAAAAAUAUGUCAGAAAAGUUAAGAGAUGCUGAAGAAUCUCUGUGUCAGAAAGAGAAGUCAUUAUCAAAGUUAGAAAAUGAUUGUAAAAGUUUUAAUGAGGAAAUAAUAAGCUUGGGUGAAAGAAUUAAGAUAUUAGAAGAUGACAAAUGUCUUUUACAGGAAGAAUUAGAAAAUGUUCAAGAAACGUCUUAUAAAGUGAAAAAUGAGAGAGAAUUUUUGGAGACAGAAUUGCUUAAUCAUAUUAAAAAAUUGGAUCAAACAACAGACAAAUUGAAAGCCAAGCAAAUUCAAAUCGGCUUGCUCACACAGCAGUUGGAUGAUUUAAAAAAUGAGAAAUGCAGUACAAUUAGAGAGAAAGAAGAACAACAACUACAUCUUGUCAGAGUAUUUGAAGAAAAAGUGAAAUCUGCUCAAAGGGACAAUAAUGGAACAAAAAACAAAACAAAAGAAUUGCAAGAACUUCUAAAGGAAAAACAACAAGAGAUCAACCAAUUGCAAAAGGAUUCUAUUAAAUACCAGGAGAUGAUUUUGGAUUUAGAAAAAUCUGUGAAAUUGUCACAAUCAAAGAGUGAAAAAUUUGAGAAAAGUUUAAACAAUGCAGAAGAAAAACUUACUAAAUCAAAUGAAGAAAUACAGAAACUAACUGAAAAGCUGUCUUUGCAAAAAGGUUUGUUGGAUCAGUCUAAAGCUGAAAUAGAGGAAUUAACAAGUGAGAACCUAAAUAGUAAGAUAGAACUUAAAGAGAAAGAAAACCAAGUAUUAAAUCAGAAAAAAGAAUAUGAAAUCCAACUGGAAUCUGACCUUCAGCUCCUUAAAGUAACUUGGCAAAAAGAAUGGCUCAGCUCAGAAGAAAAAUACAAUGCCCUACAAAGAGAGAAAGAAAGAAUCCUUGGUGAACACCGUCAGUUGCAAGAAGAAAUUGGAAUAAGGGAUACUCAGAAUAAGAGCCUUCAAAGUGAACUGAAUGAUGCCUUAGCCAGAUUGGGUGCUUUUGCCAAGUGUAUGUCAUCCCUUCAAAAUGACAGAGACAGAGUCAUUGGUGAAAUGAAAAUCUGGGAAAAGCAGUUCAAAGAGGUGAUUGAAAAUAAGCAGCAACAGAUUGAAGCCCGUAAUCUAACAAUAGCAUCUUUACAAGAAGAAAUAAAGGUGCACAUGUCUCGAAUUCAAGAACUAGAACUCAAAAGUUCUGUCCUAGAAGAACCUAAGAACCCAAAGCAAACAUCUGUUGACUCAGACCGUUUCAAUGAGCUUUCCAGAAUAAAGGCAGAAAAUGUCAUUCUGCAGAACAGGCAGCAUGAACUGGCUACUGCUCUGAAGUUAAAAGAAGAUUUUGUGCAGACACUGAUCAAUGAGAAAAAGUCUCUUGACCUUCUGAUAAAAAAUAAACCUACAGAAAAUGAGAUGGAAGCACUGACAAAUAAUUUGACAAGAAAAGAUCAGGAAGUGCAGCAGCUUCUUUUGGAAAAAAGUGAGAUACAAGCUGAAUUGGAAAAACAAGUUGCCAUUUCUGAUCAUGUGAAAGCCAUGCUGAAUAAGAAAGAUACAGAGAUUUCACUUCUGAUUUCCUCAAAAGAUACAGAAAUUUCAGGCUAUCUUGCUCAGAUACAAGCUCAGCAUAGACAGCAGGUUUCAGAUUAUGAGCAGCAGAUAAAGUCUUUGCAGGUGGCUAAAGGGCAAUCUGAUGAAACUUGCCAAAAGAUUAAAAAUGAGUUGAAAAAUCUUCAAAGAAAAGCUGAAAAAGCAGUUCAAGAUAAGGCUGAGACUGCCAGUGCAAUGGAGGCCUUUAAAAAGGCAAUGUCCUCUCUUCAGAAUGACAGGGAUUCCCUGAUUUUGAAACAUAAAAAUCUAGAAUGUGAGCACAGACUUGCUUUAUAUGAGAAAGAGAGACUUGUAGCAGACAGUAAUAAUGAAAGCAGAAUAUUAAAGCAAGAACUAAGGAAGCUACGGAAUGAAAUAGAUGAUCUUCAUUCUGAAAAUGCAAUGCUCACUGCACAGCUUAUAAAGUACAGGGAAGAUCUGAAUCAAGUUCUGUCACUAAAAGACAAUCAGUUGAAAGAAUUACUUACACAGAAAUUGGAAAGCAUUAAGAUCCUUGAACAGGAAAAACUAGAACUUCAGAAAAAACUGAAAGAGAUGCAGCUGACUGUGAAAUUACAGGAUGAGAACAUAGAAUCUUUGAAACUGGAAAAUAUAAAAUUAGCAUCCAAAGCUCACGACUUGGAGAUUGUGAUUGCUUCCAUAAACAAAGAGAGGUUAGCUUCUGAAUCCAGACAGAAGUACCCACACCAGGAGGGAGAAAGAUUUGAUCAGAAUAAAGGAUUUUUGGUCAACCACCAGCUUGAAGAAAAGCUGGAAAGAAGGUUACAAGAGCUCCAGAAAAUGGCUGGCAAAAGUACAACAGGUACAGAGCUGGAUCCUAAGUUACCGGAGAACGACACUGUUGAAUCACCACAAAAGAGACUGUUGGAAAUUCAGUUUCAGAAUAAAGAACUACGGUCCCAAAUUGAGUCUUUUGGAAAAGCUAUGACGGCUCUCCAGGAUGAUAGGGAGAGGUUAAUAGAGGACUUCAAGGUACUUCAGAGCAAAUAUGUUUCUGAGCUUGGAUUGGAAAAAAGAAGAGCCAACAAACUUGAAACUGAGCUCAGUGAUGUCAAAUCAAAUUUAUUCAGUGUACUCAAAGAAAAUGCUCUUUGGAACCAGGCGUCACCGGAAGCUAAAAGCAAAAUCACUCUUGACCAGCUUACUGAUGAACUUGAAAACCUGUGUAAGCUAUUAAACACUCGAGAUCUUGAAAUUAGCAGACUCUCCUCUGAAUGUGAGAAUUAUGCUCAGCAGAUGGAUGCCUUUUCUAAGGCUAUGGCCAGUCUUCAAGACGACAGAGAAAGACUUCUGCAGGAACUCCGCAAGCUGAGAUUAGCUCAUGAAUUUAAACAGGGCACAAGUUCAGCUUCUGACAACACAAGUGAGAUUAGUUCUCUUAAGCAUAAUUUGGAGACUCUUCAGGUGGAUAGGGACAGACUGGUAAAAGAAGGAGCUAAUGUUGCAGCAGCUGAAAUAGCAAAACUAAAAGCCAAAGUGGAUGACCUUGAGAGAAACUUGAACCAGAAAAAAACUUUCCAAGAAGAAUCUGAGAAAGAAAGAACCUCAUACCAAAAUGAACUAGCUGGCUUGCGAAUGGAAAAAAACAAUCUUCUGGCAGAAUCUCAGGCACUCCAGAAUCAAUUCCAGUCAACUCUUGUAGAAAAGGAGCGUCAGAUUGCAGAACUACAAAAGGUGCAUCGUGAAGUAGUAUCUCAGAGAUCUAUAGCUGCUAGUAGCAACUACCCAUCCAAGGGCUUAGAGACUGUUACUCUUGUUGGGAGCACAGACAUCCCUGAUCAGGUAAAUCAACUGCUGGCUGAGAAAAACCAACUUCAGAAUGAACUCCAACGCUGCCUUCAGGAGAUGCACCAGAGAGAGCUGCGAUUUCAGCAGAUAAAUUCAAAGGUAAUGCAGUCAGUGGAAGAAAAUGCUAUUUUGUCAGCCCAACUAAAAGCUGUAUCGCAGACUUUGCGGGAUAAUCAACUCCGUUACACUGACCUGCAGAAUCGCUACUUGCGGCUUGAAAGGGAAUAUCAAGUGCAAGUUGCUUCUGUGCAAGGUACUGCUCAGGGUGAACCUCAAACAGAAGUUCCUCCAGGAGCUCCCCAGGAAAGAGCUGCAGUUGUUGUUGAAAUAGACAAUAUGGAACUCAACGAACUCAGGAAAAGGCUUGCAGAGAUGGAAAUGCAGCAUGAUUCGGCACAACAGACUGUAUCUCAGCUAACAGAAACACUAUCGGAAGAGAGGAACAGGCGAUUGGCUGCAGAAGAGGCCUUGGGACUAUCUGAGGAACAAAUCAAAAGGCUUGAAAUGAGUACUUACAGGUCAGCACCUAGAGAAUAUACUGUUCAGAUGGAUUCUGAUGAGGAAAGGGAGGCUCUAAUCAUCAAUACGAAUGAACAUAUUAUAGUAAGGAAGGUAAAAGGAGGUGCUCUUUCUCUCAAGAGAUGGAUUAGGGGGCGAAGCCUUUACUGCUCCAAGUUGCUGACCUCGAGGGCAAAAUCCCGAUAUCUCUUUCUGACUUAUUUGGUGAUUCUACAUCUUCUUGUUUUCUUGUGCCUCACUGGCAUCCUAUAAAUGCACUGAACUUGCUGUGUGAAUUAUUUUCCUUCAAAAUAAUGGUGUGCCAAUUUGGGAUAGUGAACUUCUCACAAGCUGCUGUUAAUGCUAUGCACUGGACACAGUUGUAUAUAUUUUCAGUAUGAUGUGUGUGUUUUUUCAAUUUCUUCCUUAUGAAAAGUUUUAAAUGUACAUCACACUUGCUCCAAAGUUGACCUGAGUUGCUCUUUAACAAUGACAAUAACAACAAAUAUUAUAUUUGCUAAAAAAAAAAAAGGUGGUCUUAUCAAUAAGAAGCUGCUGAAUUUUGGAUGUGUAAUAUUCUUUGGGAAUAUAUAAUGACUGAAUACUGUUGAAUGGGUUGUAAAUUAUAUCUUUUCUAUAUAUAAAUUUAUUUUAAGAGAGUUAAACUAUAAAUUUGGGGAGAAACUUCUUAACUGUUGGGUUUCUUGGCUUCUGCGUUAUAACAGGAAGCAUACAGAGUGCAAUACAGGGCGGGGGGCAAGCUGAAAUUAUUAUGAGUUUCACAACUUUAAAUAAAAUCUUAAGAACUGAA
This is a messenger RNA of Sceloporus undulatus (fence lizard), 15241 nucleotides long. RefSeq names its product golgin subfamily B member 1-like. The record is from RefSeq and is a predicted model, not a curated record. The transcript is spliced from 29 exons. The coding region runs from base 10 to 14703 and encodes 4897 amino acids. Gene Ontology annotation, cellular component: Golgi apparatus. Lineage: Eukaryota; Metazoa; Chordata; Lepidosauria; Squamata; Phrynosomatidae.